This is a messenger RNA of Talaromyces stipitatus ATCC 10500, 1128 nucleotides long. RefSeq lists its product as uncharacterized. NCBI's taxonomy places the organism in Eukaryota, Fungi, Ascomycota, Eurotiomycetes, Eurotiales, Trichocomaceae. The record is from RefSeq and is a predicted model, not a curated record. The coding region runs from base 1 to 1128 and encodes 375 amino acids. The transcript has 2 exons.
AUGAACUCGUCCCAUCUUGCCUCACCCAUUGCCCCGCCGCAGCUCAAUAUCCCUCACUCCACUUAUACAGUCGAUAUCCGGGUCAUUGACACUGAGACCCUCAUCUACUUGGAUCCCAAGCUCUUCUGGCAGCCAGAACUUGACGGGUUUGACGGUGUUCAUGCUCCUAUCUACUGUUUUUUGAUCUCACAUGGUCAACAACAUGUCGUGUUCGAUCUAGGUGUCCGUCGUGACUGGGAGAACUAUGCGCCUAGGAUCGUCUCACUCAUCAAGGCAACAACCGAAGUCAUAGUUGGCAAAGAUGUUGCUGAAGUACUUGAUGGAGAUCAGAGUGGGGAAGUGAAUGUUCAUAGCCGCGAUAUCAGCUCUGUGAUAUGGUCGCACAAUCAUUUCGACCAUAUCGGUGACCCCUCUACGUUCCCAGUGAGCACAGAGCUCGUCGUAGGGCCGGGAGUACGUGAUGCUUCCUGGCCCGGUUAUCCAAGUCGCGCUGACGCCGGACUGCUCGACAGCGACGCGGAUGGGCGCGUCGUCCGUGAGAUCAGCUUCGAGAGUGGCCUGAAAAUUGGUCGUUUCGACGCCUUUGACUUCUUUGGGGAUGGAUCAUUCUACCUACUGGACAGUCCCGGUCAUGCUAUUGGCCAUAUUUGCGGCCUCGCACGUACUACCGCGGCUGGUGAUGGGUUGUCAUCGUCGGAAUCAUCAUUCGUUUUCAUGGGCGCCGACGCCUGUCAUCAUCCGGGCGUUCUCCGGCCAACCGAGUAUCUUCCGCUGCCACAAUCCAUCAGACCACCAUUGUUUCGUUUCGAACUAGAAGCUAAUGUUGCUGCAUGUCCCGGUGAAUUUCUUGCGCAGCUCAUACCAAGUGGCGACCCCGCGGAUCCAUUUUUUACUGUCGCCAACACCGCCUUAUUUCCAGACCAUGAAGCCGCUAUGGAAACCGUGAAAAAGAUUCACGAGCUAGAUGCCGCCGAGAACAUACUCGUGGUGAUCGCACACGAUCUUUCUUUGCGCGAUCGGAUCCCACUCUUCCCGAAACGAAUUAAUCAGUGGCAAGAAAUGAAUCUGAAAUCGACUACACGGUGGCUAUUCUGUCGUGACUUUGAAGAAGCAAUUCGAAGGAGAUAA